Molecule: messenger RNA, 6513 nt
Organism: Mandrillus leucophaeus (drill)
Lineage: Eukaryota; Metazoa; Chordata; Mammalia; Primates; Cercopithecidae
Gene: ZNF646
Product: zinc finger protein 646
Exons: 3
Coding region: 564-6071 (1835 amino acids)
Biological process (GO): regulation of DNA-templated transcription
Molecular function (GO): DNA-binding transcription factor activity, RNA polymerase II-specific; RNA polymerase II cis-regulatory region sequence-specific DNA binding
Source: RefSeq, a predicted model, not a curated record
GGGCGGAGUCAGUAGUGCAGAGCCAGAACCUAGCGCCGGAAGUGUGUCUGCGUAAAACGGAGGCUUGGAGGCGGGACAGGCAGGGCUCCCAAAGCGGAAGUUUCGCGGGGAAGCUUUUGCACCUAAGGACACUUCCUGUUUCCUAGUAACAAUAGGAAGUGUCCGCAGAGCUGGGGGUAGACUCCUGGUUCAUGCCAGCUGCGCCCUCUUUUCUCUACCUCCUUCCUUUCCCCCCCUUCUCCUUUCCCUCUUUCCCUCCCCUCCCACCUCCUGGGAACCCUGGCUGAGUGUGCGUGUGUGGGAGCGCGAGAGCCCCCCGACAGCCACCCCUUGGGGCGCGCGGCUGCAGUUAGGGUAAGGGUCCCAGUGCGCAGGCGCGCUCCCGUUCGCGGUCCCCAACUGACGCGCCCGCGGCGGGAAGGAGAGGGGGCCGCCGGUGCGAGGUAGGCGUCCUGAAAGGAAAUUGGCAGAGGAGAUGAGUGAGGCCUCGGCCCCUCCACCAGAGGAAGGUGCUGCCACGUGUCUGCUCCUUCUGAACCUCCAGGUUUCUGCUACAUUGCCCCAUGGAGGACGCACCCCCCUCACUCAGCUGUUCUGACUGUCAGCGCCACUUUCCCAGCCUCCCAGAGCUGUCUCGGCACCGAGAACUGCUCCAUCCAUCUUCCAACAAGGACAGUGAGGAGGCUGACAGCAUCCCUCGGCCCUACCGUUGUCAGCAGUGUGGGCGGGGCUACCGUCACCCUGGGAGCCUGGUCAACCAUCGUCGGACCCACGAGACUGGCCUUUUCCCCUGUACCACCUGUGGAAAGGACUUCUCCAAUCCCAUGGCUCUCAAGAGCCACAUGAGGACUCAUGCUCCUGAGGGCCGCCGCAGGCACAGGCCCCCACGCCCCAAGGAAGCCACUCCACGCCUCCAGGGUGAGACGGUGUCCACUGACUCCUGGGGCCAAAGGCUUAGCUCUGGUGAAGGCUGGGAAAACCAGACAAAACAUACGGAAGAGACACCUGACUGUGAAUCUGUACCGGACUCCAGGGCAGCUUCGGGUACGUGGGAAGAUCUGCCCACCAGACAAAGAGAAGGCUUGGCAAGCCAACCAGGUUCUGAGGAUGCUGCAGACGGCUGGGGACCCUCCACCAACUCUGCCAGAGCCCCUCCUCUCCCCACCCCAGCCAGCAGCCUUCUUAGCAACUUGGAACAGUAUCUGGCUGAAUCAGUAGUGAACUUCACAGCGGGCCACGAGCCCACCCAGUCCCCUCCUGCCGAGGAGGAGCGGCGGUACAAAUGUAGUCAGUGUGGCAAGACCUACAAGCACGCCGGGAGCCUCACUAACCACCGCCAGAGCCACACGCUGGGCAUCUACCCCUGUGCCAUCUGCUUCAAGGAGUUCUCUAACCUCAUGGCUCUGAAGAACCACUCUCGACUGCAUGCCCAGUAUCGGCCUUACCACUGUCCCCACUGCCCCCGUGCCUUCCGGCUCCCCCGGGAGCUGCUGGAACACCAGCAGUCCCAUGAGGGUGAAAGGCAGGAGCCACCCUGGGAGGAGAAAGGGAUGUCCACCACCAAUGGGCACACAGACGAGAGCAGCCGGGACCAGCUCCCCAGUGCACAGAUGCUGAAUGGCUGUGCAGAGCUUAGCACCUCUGGGGAGCUGGAGGACAGUGGCCUGGAGGAAUACCGGCCUUUCCGCUGUGGGGACUGUGGCCGUACUUACCGCCAUGCCGGGAGCCUCAUCAACCAUCGAAAGAGCCACCAGACAGGUGUCUACCCCUGCUCACUCUGUUCUAAGCAGCUGUUCAAUGCGGCUGCUCUCAAAAAUCAUGUGCGGGCUCAUCACAGGCCCAGGCAAGGAGUUGGGGAAAAUGGGCAGCCAUCAGUGCCACCAGCUCGCCUGCUGCUGACUGAGACCACCCACAAAGAGGAAGAGGACCCCCCCACCACCCUGGACCAUCGGCCCUAUAAGUGCAGUGAGUGUGGUCGUGCUUACCGCCACCGGGGGAGCCUGGUGAACCAUCGCCACAGCCAUCGGACUGGAGAGUACCAGUGCUCGCUGUGUCCCCGCAAGUACCCCAAUCUCAUGGCCCUGCGCAACCACGUGCGGGUACAUUGCAAGGCUGCUCGCCGAAGUGCAGACAUCGGGGCCGAGGGUGCCCCCAACCACCUCAAGGUAGAACUCCCGCCUGACCCAGUAGAGGCAGAGGCAGCCCCGCACACAGAUCAGGACCACGUGUGCAAACAUGAAGAAGAGGCCACAGACAUCACGCCAGCAGCAGACAGGACAGCAGCACAUACCUGUAGCAUCUGUGGGCUGCUCUUUGAAGACCCUGAGAGCCUUGAACGUCAUGGCCUGACUCAUGGGGCAGGGGAAAAGGAAAAUAGCAGGACAGAGACCACAGUGUCACCUCCUCGGGCCUUCGCCUGCCGAGACUGUGGAAAGAGCUAUCGCCACUCCGGCAGCCUUAUCAACCACAGGCAGACCCACCAGACAGGAGACUUCAGUUGUGGGGCCUGUGCCAAGCACUUCCACACCAUGGCUGCCAUGAAGAACCACUUGCGCCGGCACAGUCGGCGGCGGAGCAGGCGGCAUCGGAAGCGGGCUGGUGGUGCCAGUGGUGGGGGAGAAGCCAAACUCCUGGCAGCAGGGAGCUGGACCCGGGAGCUAGAAGACAAUGAAGGCCUGGACUCUCCCCAAGACCCUUCAGGGGAAAGUCCUCACGGGGCGGAAGGCAACCUGGAAAGUGAUGGGGGCUGUUUGCAGGCUGAAUCUGAAGGGGACAAAUGUGGGCUUGAGAGGGAUGAGACCCAUUUCCAGGGUGAUAAAGAGAGUGGAGGCCCUGGGGAAGGACUGGAAAGGAAGAAUGCCAGUUUACUUGACAAUUUGGACAUCCCAGGAGGUGAGGAAGGUGGUGGGACUCGCUUCUGCGAUGGCCUCACUGGCGUGGAUGAAGACCAGAAGCCAGCCACUGGCCAACCCAACUCCUCUUCCCACUCUGCCAACACUGUCACUGGCUGGCAGGCUGGGGCCACUCACACAUGCUCUGACUGUGGGCAUUCUUUCCCCCAUGCCACUGGCCUGCUGAGCCACAGGCCCUGCCACCCACCAGGCAUCUAUCAGUGCUCCCUCUGCCCGAAGGAGUUUGACUCUCUGCCUGCCCUCCGCAGCCACUUCCAGAACCAUAGGCCCGGGGAGGCGACCUCAGCACAGCCUUUCCUCUGCUGCCUCUGCGGCAUGAUCUUCCCCGGGCGGGCUGGCUACAGGCUUCACCGGCGCCAGGCCCACAGCUCCUCUGGCAUGACUGAGGGCUCAGAGGAGGAGGGGGAAGAGGAAGGAGCGGCAGAGGCAGCCCCUGCACGCAGCCCGCCACUGCAGCUCUCGGAAGCAGAGCUGCUGAAUCAGCUGCAGCGGGAGGUGGAAGCACUGGACAGUGCAGGGUAUGGGCACAUCUGUGGCUGCUGCGGGCAGACCUACGAUGACCUGGGGAGCCUGGAGCGCCACCACCAAAGUCAAAGUUCUGGGACUGCUGCAGACAAGGCUCCCAGCCCCUUGGGAGUGGCAGGUGAUGCCACGGAGAUGGUUGUGGGCAGUGUCUUGGAGGACAUAGUGACUUCUGUCUCUGGAGAGGGUGGAGAUGCCAAGUCUCAAGAGGGAGCAGGCACCCCCUUGGGAGACGGCCUCUGCACGCAGGGUGGGGAAAGUUUGCUGGAGGCUCAGCCCCGCCCCUUCCGCUGCAACCAGUGUGGCAAGACCUAUCGCCAUGGGGGCAGCCUGGUGAACCACCGCAAGAUCCACCAGACUGGAGACUUUCUCUGCCCUGUCUGCUCCCGCUGCUACCCCAACCUGGCUGCCUACCGUAAUCAUCUGCGGAACCACCCUCGCUGCAAAGGCUCUGAGCCGCAGGUUGGGCCCAUCCCAGAGGCAGGAGGUAGCAGUGAGCUGCAGGUUGGGCCCACCCCAGAAGGAGGCAGCAGCAAGCCCCAGCACAUGGCAGACGAGGGACUGGGGCAGGCAGAAGUCGAGAAGCUCCAGGAAAAACUUAAAGUGGAGCCCCUGGAGGAAGUGGCCAGGGUGAAAGAAGAGGUGUGGGAGGAGACCACUGUGAAAGGGGAGGAGAUAGAGCCCAGGCUGGAGACUGCCGAGAAGGGCUGCCAGACUGAAGCCAGCUCUGAGCGGCCCUUCAGCUGUGAGGUGUGUGGCCGAUCCUACAAGCAUGCCGGCAGCCUCAUCAACCACCGGCAGAGCCACCAGACCGGCCACUUCGGCUGUCAGGCCUGCUCCAAGGGCUUCUCAAACCUCAUGUCCCUCAAGAACCACCGGCGCAUCCAUGCAGAUCCCCGACGUUUCCGCUGCAGUGAGUGUGGGAAGGCCUUCCGCCUGCGGAAACAGCUGGCCAGCCACCAGCGGGUCCACAUGGAGCGACGUGGGGGUGGGGGCACCCGAAAGCCGACUCGGGAAGAUCGGCCCUUCCGCUGUGGGCAGUGCGGGCGGACCUAUCGCCAUGCUGGCAGCCUCCUGAACCACCGGCGCAGCCACGAGACGGGCCAGUACAGCUGCCCCACCUGCCCCAAGACCUACUCCAACCGCAUGGCCCUGAAGGACCACCAGAGGCUGCACUCGGAGAAUCGGCGGCGGCGGGCUGGACGGUCCAGGCGCUCAGCUGUGCGUUGCGCCCUCUGUGGCCGCGGCUUCCCUGGCCGGGGAUCUUUGGAACGGCACCUGCGGGAGCAUGAGGAGGAGACAGAAAGGGAGCCAGCCAAUGGCCAGGGAGGCCUGGAUGGCACAGCAGCCAGUGAGGCGAACCUGGCUGGUAGCCAGGGACUAGAGGCCCAAUUGGGUGGUGCUGAGCCAGUACCCCAGCUGGAGGAUGGAGUCCCGAGACCAGGGGAGCGCAGUCAGAGCCCCAUCAGGGCAGCAAGCUCAGAAGCCCCAGAGCCACUGUCCUGGGACGCAGGGAAGGCAGGUGGGUGGCCAGUAGGUGGGGGACUGGGGAAUCACAGUGGAGGCUGGGUUCCUCAGUUCCUGACCAGGUCAGAGGAGCCAGAGGACAGUGUCCACAGGAGUCCUUGCCAUGCUGGUGACUGCCAGCUCAAUGGACCUACUCUGAGUCACAUGGAUAGCUGGGACAACAGAGACGAUAGCUCUCAGCUGCAGCCAGGGAGCCACUCCUCCUCUUGCAGCCAGUGCGGCAAGACUUACUGCCAAUCGGGCAGCCUCUUGAACCACAACACCCACAAGACAGACCGACACUAUUGCCUGCUCUGCUCCAAGGAGUUCCUGAAUCCUGUGGCCACAAAGAGCCACAGCCACAACCACAUAGAUGCCCAGACCUUUACCUGUCCUGACUGUGGCAAGGCCUUUGAGUCCCACCAGGAACUGGCCAGCCACCUGCAGGCUCAUGCCCUGGGCCACAGCCAGGUGCCAGCCCAGAUGGAGGAGGCCAGAGAUCCCAAAGCCAGAACUGGGGAGGAUGAGGUGGUUCUCCCUGGUCAAGGGAAAGCCCGGGAGGCCCCAUCAGAAACCCCCGGAAGCCCAGGAGAGAGUGUGGAGAGAGCCAGGGGAGGACAAGUGGUGACGUCCAUGGCAGCUGAGGACAAGGAGCGGCCCUUCCGCUGCGCCCAGUGCGGGCGCUCCUACCGCCACGCUGGCAGCCUGCUGAACCACCAGAAGGCCCACACCACAGGGUUGUACCCCUGCUCCCUCUGUCCCAAACUUCUCCCUAACCUGCUGUCUCUUAAGAACCACAGCAGGAUCCACACGGACCCCAAGCGCCACUGCUGCAGCAUCUGUGGCAAGGCCUUCCGAACAGCUGCCCGGCUGGAGGGUCACGGGCGGGUCCACGCACCUCGGGAGGGGCCUUUCACCUGUCCCCAUUGUCCCCGCCACUUCCGCCGCCGAAUCAGCUUUGUGCAGCACCAGCAGCAGCACCAGGAGGAGUGGACAGUGGCCAACUCUGGAGCCCCAGUGGCACCAGCGACGGGCAGAGGAGACUUGUCAUUGCCCCCUCCACCCACCCCCACGACCCCACUCCUGGAUCCUUCACCCCAGUGGCCUGCAGACCUCAGCUUCUCCCUCUGAACUUCAAGUCUCCAAAGAUCAGAAUCUGGGGGAGGGAGUGCGUGCAGGGAGGGGCUUGAUCUCCACGUUUUCUCAGGAGUAGUUCAGGCAUCCCCAUAUCUUCUCCUCUCCCCUUGUGAAGAGGACCCAGAUCUGGCUUCUUUCCCAAGGAGGGUGUGGGGUGUUCCUCGUGUCCCUGUCCUUGAAGGACCUCCUUCCACCAGGCUCGUCACCAUGCUCUUCCCAGCACCAGCCUCUGCCGAGAUGCCGUGCCACCCUCAGCAGCCAGAUUGUAACACCAGGGAGAGUUGGAUGCAGAGCCUCACAGGUGGGAAAGUUGCCUGUGGAAGGGAGCCUUUUGCUACAAUUUGUAACUUAUUUUCUAAAGUCUAUUUUGUAACAAUUUAUUUAAGUUUAAAAAAAGGAAAACUGCUGCCCCCCAAAAAAAGAAAUUUUCAAAACA